UCAACAAUAAAGUGCAAGGAUUAAUUUAUAAAUGCUCGUUUUAUAGUAUCUUCAAGUUGAACUGAAGAAGUUAUAGCGAAAUUUGAAAUUAUAUUUUCACCUGCUCUUACAAAUCUCGCAAGUUAAUUGGUCGAGGGAAUUUGUUGUUAUGACGACGAAAAACAUUGAGCAAUUUAUUGUUGUUAUGAUGAGUAACUAUGGUGAGGAAACGUCUAAGUCCGUACGUUCCCGAUUUCAUGCCGAAAAGUAGAAAAUAAACAAUGCAAGUUGCAAUUGCAACAUCCGUAGUAAAUAUGGCGACGAAACCAGAUGAUGUUCAACCGUUAAACGAAACACACUACAACAGUGCACCGGCUGACGACAGCCUCGCCCAAGACCUUUUAUGGAGAAAACUUUUUUUGCGAAAGGGUAAACUACGCGCUUCGAGCAGAACGUCUGCCCUUAUGUCUGGUUUUGCAAUGUUAUCACUCAAACAGACCCCAGCCUGUGAGGAUGGACCAAAACAACAAGUUAAUAUGUGUGAAAAAGUUGCGAUGGUUGAAAUACAGUUUAAAGAUAAUGUACCAUCUGGUUUGGUUAUAGCCUUCAGUGUAUUGACAACAUUGCUUAUAUCUAUUCAUGUAUUUGCCUUAAUGAUAUCUGUGUGUAUCUUGCCUAACCUGGACAGUUUUGCUAGCAGUUACAACGUCAACAAUAAGAAUGUUGACAACUCACUUCAUGAGGAGAUGCAUUAUUAUAUAGAGACGGCAUGGCUUUUCUCUACUGGCCUUGGCACACUCCUGUUUCUUGCAGAGGUUGCCAUAAUUGCUUGGGUUCAGUUCUAUAAUAAUAGCAAGGCAGCUGCAAUAGCUUCCACAGCUGUUCUUUUGCCAGUUAGCAUUGUAUUUGUUUGGUUUGCAUUUCAUUUCUAUAAAAUACUUGUUAAACAUAAAUAUAAACAGUCUUCACAAGGUCUCGAAGAACUUCAACUUUAUGUACAGAAAUUGCAACCAGCAGAUAUUCAUACAAUAUAGUAUUGAUAAAGA
Messenger RNA from Xenia sp. Carnegie-2017, 1025 nucleotides. Its product is annotated as protein orai-3-like. Bases 261 to 1013 code for a protein of 250 amino acids. Gene Ontology annotation, molecular function: store-operated calcium channel activity. Gene Ontology annotation, biological process: store-operated calcium entry. The transcript is spliced from 4 exons. NCBI's taxonomy places the organism in Eukaryota, Metazoa, Cnidaria, Anthozoa, Malacalcyonacea, Xeniidae. The record is from RefSeq and is a predicted model, not a curated record. Gene Ontology annotation, cellular component: membrane.